AUGAAUAAACUCUCGGCGAAGGUCUCUCCCUGCUCUGCUCCCACACCUGCUGUCCUGCACCUGCCCACAUCUACAGAAGGUGCUGACCCUCAGAAGGACCUCAGGACAGAGAGCGAGGUCAGGGGUCAGGAGGUCAGCUCCUGCUGCUCUCGCUGCCCACUGAAGGCCGUGCUACGGCUGACCGCUGGCCUGCUGCUGGCCGGCUGUGUGUCGGCCACCUGGGCGUGGGCAGCUCACAGCGCCAAACACACGCUGACCCGCCUGCAUGCUCCCUUCUUCAUCAUCUGGUUCUGCAGCAACUGGAACGUCCUGUUCUUCCCUCUGUAUUACCUGGGACACCUGCUGGGGUCAGAGCGGAGAGAGUGGCCCACCGUCCAGCUGCGGAAGUGCAGCAGGUUUCUGGGUGAUGGAGAUCUGACGCUGAGGUUGGUGCUGAAGGGUGCAGCUCCGUUCUCUCUGCUCUGGAGUGUUUCAGGGUAUCUUCACCUGCUGUCCCUCUGCAGGAUCUCCAUCAGCGAUGGCAGCGCGGUGCUCUGCUGCAGCCACGCCUUCGCCUUCCUGCUCAGCUGGAUCGGACUGAAGGACCGCUUCAUGGGCGUCAGGAUAGUGGCCGCUAUCCUCUCCAUCACUGGUAUUGUCAUGCUGGCCUAUGCUGACGGUUUCCAUAGCAACUCGAUCACAGGGGUGGCUCUGGGAGUCGGGUCAGCUUCCACCUCAGCUUUCUACAAGGUGUUGUUUAGGAAGCAUGUGGGCGAGGUUGGACCCGGUGCGGUGUGUGUGCUGCUGUCCUGUGUAGGUGUGUGUAAUCUGCUGCUGCACUCGUGGCUGUGUGUGUUACUGUACCUCACACACACGGAGUACUGGAGCCCAACACAGCAGAGCGUCCCCUGGAGCUCCCUCUGCACCACCGCCGCCCUGCUGCUCCUGUUUAACGUUCUGGUGAAUUUGGGUGGAGUGGUCAGUUACCCUGCCCUGAUUUCACUUGGCAUCCUCCUCACCAUCCCGGCUAGUGUAGCUGUAGACUGGUGUAUGUCGGUCACUCUGGUGGUCAGUAAUGUGCGUGGAGCAGCUUUUGGGAUCAUCUCUGCUGGGUUCCUGCUGCUGCUGCUGCCAGAGGACUGGGACGAGCGAGCGCUGCGCUGGUUCGGGACGCUGUGGCACAGCCGGGACGAGUCAGUGCUGGGGGAGGACGGGGGGACAGACACACCCAGACCCAAACCCAAACUGGCCGGAGUGGCAGCGCUGCCCUGA
Colossoma macropomum (tambaqui) is the source of this 1251-nucleotide messenger RNA. Its product is annotated as solute carrier family 35 member F4. The transcript is spliced from 7 exons. The record is from RefSeq and is a predicted model, not a curated record. Bases 1 to 1251 code for a protein of 416 amino acids. NCBI's taxonomy places the organism in Eukaryota, Metazoa, Chordata, Actinopteri, Characiformes, Serrasalmidae.